Molecule: messenger RNA, 3029 nt
Organism: Theobroma cacao (cacao)
Lineage: Eukaryota; Viridiplantae; Streptophyta; Magnoliopsida; Malvales; Malvaceae
Product: protein MLN51 homolog
Biological process (GO): mRNA processing
Cellular component (GO): exon-exon junction complex
Molecular function (GO): mRNA binding
Source: RefSeq, a predicted model, not a curated record
GACAAAAAAAAAAAAAACAGAGAUGAAAAUUUCGCGCUCUAUGCUCUGCUGUGAAGAGGAUUAAGAUCAAAACGCAAAAUGCGUGAAAUAGAAACGAAUAGUUGAAAAGAAAUGAAAAAACCCUAAAUUUUUUCAUGUUUCUUUGUUUUCGACCUUUCAUCUCCGUUUACAAUAAAAAGAAACUUGUUUGGUUUCGAGAACCUACUACUCUGUUCAUAUUUUAGAGGAGUGAAUCUCGAAAUUUAGGUAUAGUUUUUAUUUUUUUGUGGUUUCUUUUGGAUUAUUAAAAUGGCAAACUCGGGAGAAGUGGAAGCACAGUACGAGAGCGAACCGGAUGAGUCGUUGUUAUUGCGGAGAAGAAGGGAAGCGAGCGACGACGAUAAGGACGUCGAAAUGGAGGAAAACAAGAUGCCUGUACGGUUUAGUAGAAGUGUUAGAAGGACUGGUUGCGCUGAUGAGUCGGAUGGUGGCAGUGGAGCACCGGAGUUCUACGAAGAUGAUGGUGAUGAGGAAGGUUCGUACGUCCAUGAACUUGAAAAGCUUGGAGAAGAAGUAGAAGAAGAACGCGAAGAGGAAGUUGCAAAACAAGUAACAUCGACGAAACAGAGAGGAAAAGAGAAGGUAAACGAUGCCGACAUCGACCCCUUUGCGGUUCCAAGAACCGGUGCGUUUUACAUGCAUGACGAUCGUUUCGGCGGUCUUCGUCGUCGAAGUCGCGAUCAACGCAGGAAAAAGUACAUCUGGGAAUCCAAAGAUGAAUUAAAAUGGAUGCAUGACAAGUUUGAAGAGAUGACACUGGAGAAACCACAUAAUAAUGAACUGAAUGCCUUUGAAGUACACAGGACUUCUAAAGGUCAUCAGCAAGGUCGCAACAAGGAUAAUACUAAAAGUGGUGGUUAUAAAGCAAAAGAUUCCAGACCUCAUUCCAAAUCUGGCAGUAAUGGCAGUUCUUCAAAAAUAGUUAAAGGACGAGGACCUGUUAGAUAUAAGCCUCUUUUAAGGAGCAGCUCUGUAAAUUCACCAAUGAAAAGCAUGCAAUUUGAGAAGACGCAAGGAACAAGUUCCAAAACAAGUUCAGCAAGAGUAAUUUCAGCAAAUAACAGGCGGCAAUAUAAACGGCUCCUGGGGAAGACAUCAAAUGCUGAUUCAUCAGAAAGAGCAUUAUCAAUUAAGUGCAAGCAGCCUGCAAAGCCUUUUGAAAUGACUAGGGAUAUGGAUUCAUCUACAGUUUUCUCAACAAAGAGCAAGUAUUCCGGGGACCUGCAAAUGGUGUCAUAUAUUGAUCCGGCAAGUGUAUCCUUCCAUCGGUUCAAUGCAGAUUCUGAUUCGCUUCCCUUUGAUCAGCACCUUUCGGCAGCUAACAUGAGUUCUUACCUGCAAGCAUUUUAUCCUGCAAGUUCUUUUAAUCUUGAUAACUCCAGAACACAAAAAAGGAUGGUACUACCUGGAAGUAGAAAUGUGACGUUUCCUGCUUCUGUGCAGCCAAAUCAGAUUAUCCAUGUGCCACAAUCCAAUGAGUACUUACCAGAAAAUAUUGUGCUAGACAUUCCUGAUGCUAAGGAGGGAGUUAGUCUAGUUCCUGAAAAUUAUUUUUGCGAACAUUCUUUUCGGUAUUCAGUGCCUGGGUCAACAUACAUGCCUUAUCCUGAGUCAAGAGACCAGAGAAUUGGUUCAUCUCUCUCAAUACCAUUUACUCAUCAAGCAACGCUCUUUACUAACCAAUUAAAUAGAGUUUCUUCUCUGGCACAGCAGCCCAUUGUUCAAGGAAUGUCUGUUGAAAGUAUAAUUCAACCUUCAUCACAAGUUUCCACUCAGCAGUUGCAUUCAUGCCUUGGGAGUGGAUCUCAGAAAUUAGUUGAAGCUUCAUCUCUGAGUUUUAAUGAAUCUGGAACAUUGGGAUCUUUCGCAGUCUCAGUUCAGUCUAAAGUGGUGUCUUCGGGGACUGGAAGCAGCAUCAUUAGUCCUCCUCAGUACUCUGGAAUACAGGGUGACCAAAAGUUUAAUGCUACCCCAGUACUGCUUCCUGUUAUGCCAAUUGGGGGCCUGCAUCAUGGUAGACUUGGCAAUCCUGUGAUUGAUAUGACGUCCUCUGGAUACAUUGGUGAACCUCAAGUUCAUUUUAGGAAUCCCAACCUGACAUGGUUACCGGUUUUACCAGCUGCUGCUGCAGCUGGUGGUGCCACAUAUCAUCCUCCCUGUGUUGCUUCUGAUGGCAGCUGCUAUGGUAAUUUGACAACGCCUUUUGUUGAUAAUGCUAGUUAUGCAACAUGUACAUCCAUACCCACUAAUGAAGCAGUUUCAUCUGGAUCUAGUAAUGGCAGUCUGCUGUCUUUGGAGACUGGAUAUGUUGAGCAAACUGCAGAGCGAGUGAACAAUGACUGUGGAAUACAAAAGUUCAAGCCUACAAGGCAAGUGACUUUCUUUAUGUAUCUAUCUGGAUAGAUGUACAUGUCCCUGUUUCUUGUGGCUGUCUUUUCUGCAGGUAUUCAAGGAUGAACAUGAAGGAGUGAAUUGCAUCAAUUGGAUGUUUAUAAUCGAGCAGCUCAGAGAUUGAUGGUUCUCCAAUUUGUGGUCUUUCAUUUCUUAUAUCUGUACAGAACAUAGCCUGCUAAUUUUGUAGUUGAGGGAGCUGAACUAUGACUGAAAACUGAUUCCACAAGAGGCAGUUUCGAUGUUAAUGUAGCCUUUGCAGUUCAACUCAUAUACUACAGGAACCAUUAAAAUUUCGGAUUUGAGAUCUACAAAAUCACGAAACUCCUCUGCUUGCUUUUAUGUUUUCCUCUGUUUCGUUGAUAUUCAGUUCGAAAAAUGAUUUUUCUUUUGCGGAAUAUGAAGAGUGUCUACAGAGGGAAAAUAAGGAACAAUAUCAACUGUCACUCCUUGAAAACUAAGCCUUGUUUUCCUUAUCCGUCUCUCUCUUAACUCCUGUUGGUUUGCUGAAUCUCCUAUUUAUUUUUGUUUUUAAGAAAAGUUGAGAAGGAACAAUUUAAGGCAAUAGAUGCUAUAAUAGAUGUUAUCACUGGCGCUCA